Molecule: messenger RNA, 2646 nt
Organism: Epithele typhae
Lineage: Eukaryota; Fungi; Basidiomycota; Agaricomycetes; Polyporales; Epitheliaceae
Exons: 5
Coding region: 1-2646 (881 amino acids)
Source: RefSeq, a predicted model, not a curated record
AUGGACCAAGGCAACCCCUCGUCUGGCUCGCAGUCCUGUCCAGGAGGAUUCAUCGAUACGCUUACUGCCUCGUAUACUCCCGUUCCGGGUCCGGACUCAAAUGGGGCCAUCUCGUCAGGUCAUGAUUCUCGACCAGUUUUGAAUGCAAUAAUUGCUCCUGCGCCGGGAGGAGUCGUUCCGCAGCGAAACCCCACCGAUAGUGCCUUCAGCCGACACGAUUCCCUCUUGACUUUCGAUGCUUCGCCUUCGCGCAAUGCCUCCGAGCUCAAAUCGUUGCUAGGAAACUCAAGCUCAAGACUUAAACCUGGCGCCAUCGUGUCUUCUAUACAUACUCCCACUCUAGACAAGGAGGGCCGCAAGAUACACACCGUCUCGCUUGAACAAGCCAAACCACGAGCCCGCGUGGAGGUGGACAUCGCGCUGGAAAGCGACCGUUGCGUUGAAGGUGGCUAUAUGCGCGGCAGCGUCAAGAUCCGGGUCCGCCGGCGGCACAAGACAGAAUCGCCUGUGCUCCUUGCCGAGGGCAAAGUCCGGGUCCUCGGCUUCGAGUGUUUGUCGAACUCUGGAGACCACUACACCUUCUACCAACGCUCCAGCCUCUUAUCUUCUAUAACGGACGCCUACUCUCGUAUCUUCACAUCCGACGCAGACUCUGAGGGCUAUUCACGUGCAAUGGAAGGGGUAUACGUCAUCCCGUUCGCCAUGAUGCUCUCUGCAGACGACCUCUUCGGGAAGCCGAAAGGCGCCCCUGUCCUUCAGUCUGGGCUAGGGAUACGUUUUACUUCGCGCGAGAAGGGCUCUCACUCACAGGAUCUGGCCGCGACUGGACCUUCAGUUGCCCUCGCAAGUGCCCCGCGACCUGUGCAAGCGGCUGCCAAGAAGAACCUGGGUAAUGGCGGAGAGAUCCGCCUCACAGCGGCCCUCCACCGUAUGACUUGGGUCGCAGGACAGCAGUGCAGCAUACGCGUUUGGGUGAUCAAUGAUUCCAAGAAGUCUAUCAAGACUGCGACGUUCACACUGGUGCGGACGACUACGACGUUUAGACCCCGCCCCGACCUCAGCCCCGGGAACACCGUCGGUCCUGACUGUUCGCAGCGAACCACUACUCACAAAGUAGUUGCGUUGUCGGUGCUGGAGCGCGCGCAACCGGUCACGAAGGGACAUGCUAGUGCUGAAGGUUGGUGGUGGGGUAUUCCGGCCCUCCAAGAGGCUCAAUUUGCUCAUCACCUGCUGAUACCACACGACGCGCUAUCUGUUUCUCGAUCUCGGUUCAUCGAAGUCGAGUACUCGAUUCGAGUGUCCGUCGAUGUCGGUGUCCUCAGCCCCGACCUCCAUGUUACCCUCCCCGUCCGCGUCGCCAACUUCUUGUCCAUCGAUCCAAUGCCCAGCGAGCCUCUCAUCGCUCCGAAUGGCUCGUACACUCGGCUCAUCCCACACGACCUCGUGGAUGGGACCUACACCAGUCGUUCCUCGUCCAUCGCGCGGGACCGUUCAAGCACCCUCGACCUUCCCUUUUCAGCAAGAAGACGUGAUCCUCUGGACUCCGGGGAGCACGAAGACUCAGAAGACGGCCGCGUGUCCAUAUUCCAAUCCAUCUCUUCGUCCUCGGUCUCUGAAACCAGCUUCUACUCCAGUGCUUCCUCAUCAUCCCUCGCCCACUCUGUCUGCUCUUCCCAGAACAAGCUCGGAAAUAGUGACCUUUUUGGCGACAUGGGUUCGCAAGACGAGAUGGACCAGAUUUUGAAUGCUGUUACACAAGCCAAUAGGCCCUUCGAGGGCGACCGCAUCGACACAUCGCCCCCAGCAUGUCAUCUUCCAUCUCCGUCUCUCGAAUCGUCAUCUGAACCACGACCUCAGGACGCUUCCAUGGCGUCGUCUGGCAGUCGAUCUACUCGCACGUCCCUCAGUCAUGGCAGUCGUAUCUUCUCGCAUCCCACCGAGACCAGAGAUCUCCCAACAGAAGGCAGUCGAGACGGGCGGCCCUUGAAUUCGAUGUCGGGAGACGGGGACCGAGACAGCACCCCCACCCCGCGCCUCAGAAACACGUCGAGCACAUCCUUCCGCUUCGGCGUCCUCCCUCCCUCGACUUCGACUUCGGCUUCAAUCUCAGGCUCUAUCCGCAGCUCCCGCGCUCUCCCGCUCCCUCCCUCUCAGUCCUCCCGGAUGAGCGACAUACCGGCGACCAUCUCGGCGCUCGAGCAGCUGCGCGUGCACCCGACGCUCUACGUGCGCAACCCGGACCCGCCCGGGACUUCCUCCUCGGGGCUCUCCCGGGGUGCCGCUUUGGUUGCGUCCGAGGUGGUGCGUGCGGGGCCGGCGCGUACGCCCGCGGUGGCCGUCGUGGAGGGUCUGCCGUCGAGCGCGUGUGCGGAGCAGACGUUCAUCCGGCCGCCGAGGAGCGCACGGCGGAUGUCCGUGCCCGAGCCUAUCGUCGCGAAGUCGUUUGAUGAGCUCCCGGUGGACAGGCCGAGGGCGAAGCACGCGGCCAGCGCGCCACCUGCCAGCAAGCAGCGCAGUGGGACGUUUUCGGGGUCGGCAACAGUCACUGAUGAUGGUCGUGACACGGACGGAAAGGCGGGGAGGAGCUUGGUGAAGGGGCGGAUUACUGCACUGGAGGAGCGCCUUCGAGCAUGUGAGGCGCCGUAG